AUGAGAGUUGCAAUCUUUCUCCAUGUCAUCUUGCUCUGGGCAGCCACGACAACAAUCCUUGCGCAACCGAUCAAGGGAGACAACGGGAACAGCACUGCAGGUGCGCUGAAGUUGGACAGCGAAGUUGACGGCUGGACCCGCGAAAAGAAGCCGACGGGCACCGAGGAGCGGCCACAUAAAUGCCCAUACGACCCUUGCGAUACAGCAUGCGAGGUUUGGGCGGUAUUGAUCUCCUUCGGGCUCAGCUGUUUGGGCUGCCAGUCGGUCCAUAAACACUGCUACUACUGGGACAACUAA
This is a messenger RNA of Pyricularia pennisetigena, 297 nucleotides long. RefSeq lists its product as uncharacterized. The transcript has 2 exons. The record is from RefSeq and is a predicted model, not a curated record. The coding region runs from base 1 to 297 and encodes 98 amino acids. NCBI's taxonomy places the organism in Eukaryota, Fungi, Ascomycota, Sordariomycetes, Magnaporthales, Pyriculariaceae.